AUGUUUAUUACGAAUUCGGUUUUAGCGAUUGUGUUAUUUAGUAUAUUUUGUAGUGUAUUAACAAAAAAUGUAGAUGUGAGAAAUCCAAGUCUCAAGGAACGAUCGGUUGAUAGAAAUAAUUAUAAAUACAAUCACCCACCUUCAUUUGACAGCUAUGAAGUGGUACCGGAAAAACAAAAUGGGAAACUGGUAAAGGUGCGUGAAGAGAAGUCGGUUAAAUUUGACAAUUCUGAUAUAAAGGCAGUUCCCGUUACUGUCAUAUAUGAUGCUCCAAUAGAUAGAGAACGUACUCAGGAGAAUGAAAAUAAUAGUUCAGUAUCGAAUGGGAAAAGGCGUAAGGUAAGAAGACGCCAGCAACUUGUGAAAAAAGGAGUCACAGAAUCUGAGGUAAAACCAAUUGAUAUUCAAUAUACUAAAAGAAAUGAAGAAUCUGUGACGACUACAGAAAGAACUUUUAGUACUCCUCCAACUCGAAGCACAAUAGUGCCAAAAACCUUCACUAAGAGACCUGCUGAAUUUAACCCAAUACCACAAAAACCCCGAAGGCAACAUGACCCUGUUGUAAAAAUUGUAGAUGAGAAAAAUUACGUUUUUUCACACAGUGGCAGCUUUCACUACAGUUAUGAGGGUGGCGAUGGUACAAAAAUUUCCAGCCAAGGGGAAUUGAGAAAUUUUAGUAACGAUGCUACGGGUGAAGCCGUCAGCGGCAGUGUAUUCUAUAAAGAUAACGAAGGCAAUGAUGUUAAUCUGUCAUACACAGCCGAUGAAAAUGGUUACCGGCCACAUGGCGCUCAUCUGCCAACUCCACCACCUAUUCCAAGAGCAAUUGCACGAGCCCUUGCAUAUCUUGCUACAAAAACAACACCGGCACCUGUGACUGAAGCCAUUGAUUUGAUUAAAAGUUAA
Danaus chrysippus (African queen) is the source of this 906-nucleotide messenger RNA. The record is from the annotation of a GenBank genome assembly. Lineage: Eukaryota; Metazoa; Arthropoda; Insecta; Lepidoptera; Nymphalidae.